Messenger RNA from Colletotrichum orchidophilum, 1356 nucleotides. RefSeq names its product fatty acid desaturase. Gene Ontology annotation, biological process: lipid metabolic process. The transcript has 3 exons. The coding region runs from base 1 to 1356 and encodes 451 amino acids. Lineage: Eukaryota; Fungi; Ascomycota; Sordariomycetes; Glomerellales; Glomerellaceae. The record is from RefSeq and is a predicted model, not a curated record.
AUGAGUAAUCUCAUCCUCGCCCCAGACCUGACGGUUCACGAUACAAUUGUUCUGCAGAACCUUAUUGACGAUAUCGAGCGCUACGACGACAAGCAUCUCGCACCCACCGAUGGCGACGAGGGGUAUGCCAGUCAGGAAUCCUUGGGUGAGAAGUCCAAGGAUAAUGAACCCUGCCGCGGAGUCUCAUCCCAGAGAGACGCCAAGGACAUCCGCAAGCUAAAGGGGCUCAACGACGCAACGAGCCAAGACUUUGAGCCGAGCGUCUUCUCCUCCGUCGACCUGCGCGACCUCCCACGCAAGCUCCCGGCCGUCGUCCAUCAACAUGUCGUCGUGCCCUACGUCGCCUGGGCGCGCACGAUUGUCCGCCACGAGACGGACGUCAUCAUGCUCACCCACCUCAUCCUCUACUUCACCACCUCGGUGCCCAGCGCCAUCCUGCUCUUCAUCCACUUCACGCCCCUCCACGGCCUCGUGCACAUGCUCAUGCAGUUCUGGUUCACGGGCACCUACACCCUCAUGAUGCACCAGCACAUCCACAUGAACGGCAUCCUCUCCAAGAACUGGUCCGUCCUCCGCUUCAUCGACGCCGCCUUCCCCUACAUCACCGACCCUCUCAUGGGCCACACCUGGAACACGUACUUUUACCACCACGUGAAGCACCACCACGUCGAGGGCAACGGGCCCCACGACCUGUCGUCCACCAUCCGUUACCAGCGCGACGACGUUUUCCACUUUUUGCACUACGUCGGCCGCUUCAUCUUCCUCAUCUGGUUCGACCUGCCGCGGUACUUUAUCCGCAAGGGCCAGAUGAAGAACGGCCUCAAGACGGCCUUCUGGGAGCUGGGCAACUACGCGUUCCUGUACACCCUGUACUGCCUCCACAGCAAGGCGACAACGUUUGUCUUCCUCGGCCCCCUCGCGCUCAUGCGGUUGGGUCUGAUGAUUGGGAACUGGGGCCAACACGCCUUCGUCGACGCCGACGAGCCGGAUUCGGAUUUCCGCUCCAGCAUCACCCUGAUUGACGUGCCGAGCAACCGCUACUGCUACAACGACGGCUACCACACGUCGCAUCACCUCAACCCCCGCCGCCACUGGCGCGACCACCCGACGUCCUUUUUGCAGCAAAAGACGACGUACAUUCGCGAAAAGGCGCUCGUGUUCCACAACAUCGACUACCUCAUGGUGACGGUCAAGCUGCUCCAGAAGGACUACCUGCACCUGGCAAAGUGUCUGGUGCCGGUCGGUGAGCAGAUUGGGAUGACGCUGGAGGAACGGGCGACGAUGCUGCGGCGGCAUACGAGGAAGUUUGAGGAGGAUGAGAUUCGGGAAAAGUUCCGGGACUACAAGGCGAAAUGA